Molecule: messenger RNA, 459 nt
Organism: Anisakis simplex (herring worm)
Lineage: Eukaryota; Metazoa; Nematoda; Chromadorea; Rhabditida; Anisakidae
Source: the annotation of a GenBank genome assembly
GUGAAACCUGCACAUUCACCUGAUAGCUCUUGUGGACCUUCUACAAGGCCGAAACGUCGAGACGGUUCGAAUGCCGAAGAUAGCAUCGCUGAUUGUUCGACAGUUGUCGCCGAUGCGCAAUCGAGAAGUUUGUUACAGUCAGGUAUGAGUGAACUGGAACGACUUCUGCGAGCUAAGGCUUCUGCGAGUGUGAACUCCAACCGCACUCCCGUAUACUAUCGAGUUCUCGAGUUUCUCUCGUGUGGUUCAAUUGAAGCAGCCACAAAUGGACAGCUAUUAUGCUCAAAUAAAAUUGGCUAUUUGCUCGUUAGGGUGGAAUUACCCAUUUUGGGUAAUUUGGAGGUGCCAAGGAGUAAUGGAGGGGGUCGAGAAAUUAGUUUAUCGUGCAGUUGCUAUUUUGUGAUAGAACGCCAUUGUAAUGGUGUUCUUCAACUCGGAUAUGUAAAUACGGUUAGUUGA